AUGGAACAAUCCGCUCCUCUUUUGCCCAGUGCGGACCAGCUCAGCACUCCGGAGCUCUUCCUGGCUUUCUACUUCCAAAGCCCUCCCCAGGUUUUCUCCGAGUCUCAGCCCGACGCCAUCUGCCAGUGUGUUAUUGGACUACCUCCAGGAAUCACCCCCACUUUCUCUCCACGCACUGCCAAGGCCGGUUUGAAGCCACUUUUCCAGUGCUUUGAAGAGAACCAGAGGAAACUGCAGCUCCUCCCAGCGGGACAGAGACGAAAUGUUGCAAUCCGGUCAAACGGUGGUCUCUGGCUGGGGGGCGGAGGCAAUGAUGCUCUGAAGUGGUGUGGUAUACUUACUUGGCUGAGAGGCAUUCUCACAUCCAUCCACUAG
Messenger RNA from Knipowitschia caucasica, 375 nucleotides. The record is from the annotation of a GenBank genome assembly. NCBI's taxonomy places the organism in Eukaryota, Metazoa, Chordata, Actinopteri, Gobiiformes, Gobiidae.